CCCGCCCCUCACCCCAAAUCUCAGCCCCCAACGUCUCUCUCAAGCAGCUCGCCUCCUCCCCCAUCCGCGGCGAUCUAGGGUUUCGCCCCCCGCCCCCGCCUCCGACCCCGCCUGCGCCGCGAUGGACGCGCUCUCCCUCAUCGACGUCUCCGGCGAGGAGGACGACUUCCUCCUCGACCUCGCCUCGCCGCCGCAGCACCCCGACCCGCCAGCCCGCGCCGCCCCAGGUGCUGCGGUGGUGGGCGCCGAUUCGAAGCGGCCCGCCGUCGGAUCUCCUCCUCCUCCUCCGGCGGUGGCGGGCGGGCAGGCCGUGGAUCCCGCGGAGCAGGCCCCGGAGCGGGCGCAGUCCCCGAAGAAGACCAAGGGCGUCAACCUCCGCAAGAGCCUCGCCUGGGACAAAGCCUUCUUCACCAGCGAAGGUGUUCUCGAUACUGAGGAAUUGGGCAUUGUAAACAGCACUUUCCGCAAGUCGCAGGGUUCUAGUCUGCUGCCAGGAAUAGCAGAGGAAAUGAGGAGGUCAAUGGAGUCCACCACCUCCUCGUUGGAAAGUGAAAGCUUUGUGCUGGAAAGCCUUGAGACUGAGCUGUUUGACAAUGUCCGUGCUUCGAUUCAGAGAACGCUUGGGAAACCUGAUAAAGCUCCUAUUGUGGCUUCUGGAAGCUCAAAAACCCCUAGGUCCGCAGCAAAGGCGCCUCCUGUCACAGUGAGAAAGGGGGUUGAUCGGAUACCUCAGACUCAGAGCAAGAUAAGGCCCCCUGCUUCAAUAAGCAAUGGUUCCGUUGGUGGUACCAAACAAAGGCCCCAAGUCACCCUGAAAGAGCCUGCAGCUGCAAGAGUGGCUGCAUCAAAAGCUGCAGAAGCAAAACCAUCCUCAAAGCCUCCCAGAGCUCUGCCAAGAGUUGCUACAAUGAGAGCACCGACUAACACAGCUGUCACCUCUGGGAUUGCAGACAAAAGAAGCAGCACUGGAGGUGUAGUCAACAGGCAGGCAGUUGCCAAGUCUGCUAACAGUUCAGCCAGUGUGCCAUCUCGGCCUGGUGGGGGCCCAAAGAACAACUCAACCUCAAAAUCUGGUGCUUUGUCGUUAGCAGCAAGUCCUUCCUUGCGUAGUGCUCCCAUGGCAGGUGGGAAAACAAAGUCACCGACCCUAAUCAGCAAGAACAGGACCGCUCAGAGGAUCCCUAUUCGUUCAUCAUCAAGAUCUGAUAUCAGCAAGGUUGACCCAGCAAGGGCAUCAAGAAAUAAGAGUCAUGGUGAGAGUGCAUCACCGACCAUUUCACCAAGCAGUUCUGUGGACAGCAUGAGUUCUGUGAUUUCUGGGGUUUCAACAGCAUCCACUGUAGGGAGAGCGAGUCAUACAUCUGAGACCUUUAGUACAAGGUCGUCUUCAUUGUCCCCUUCCACCAGAAAGAGCAAUGACCACCCUCCAACCACACUACGGAGGCCUGUUAUUGUUAGAGAAGGACAGGCUUCAGGAGCAUUUGCUGAUAAUGUGAAAUCUAAUGUCGACACAUCAACCCAAGGAAAUGGUUUUAAACCAUCUGGUCUACGAAGGCCUACACCCAAGAUUGGAUAUUUUGAUGCCGAGAAAUCUGUUGAACAAAAAGCCGGUGCACGGGCACAACUGCAACCCACGAAGGUUCUGUUUUCACCGUUGGCCACACAGAACUCUUGGAUUCCUUCUACUCCGAAGACAAUCCCUGCAACUCUUACCUUUGAGCAAGAAGAACCAAAAUCUAGGGCAGCAGCACCUUCUCAAACUAAGGCGUCACCUUCACUACCUCUCAGAGUUGCACAAACUGAGGUAAAACCAUCAAAGGUGACAGAGCAUGAAGUUUCUCAAAAGGAGGCAUUGCCUUUACUGUCUCCAAGAGUUGCACAAACUGAAACGGAACCAUCAGAAGUGGCGGAGGAUGACAUUUCUCCAACUAAGGCAUCACCUUCACUGCCUUCUCUUACAGUCGUGCAAACCGAAGUAGAAUCUUCAAAGGUAUCCGAGAAUGAAGCAGCCAUGCAUGAGUCUGGUCCACUGGUCACCUUCACUGCUUCAUUCUCGGAAACUACAGCAGCACCUUGCGAGGACAGCAGUCCUUCACUGCUUCUUGGAGUUGCAAAAAUGGAAGUAGAACCAUUGGGAGUGAUUGACCAUGAAGCGGAAACAUCAAAGGUGUCGGAGCAUGAAGCACACGUGCUGGAGACUGGCCCAUUGGUUGCCAUGGACAUUGCAGAGGACGAGGGGAUUCCAGCUUUAAAUCAGAAUGUCCAGGCCAAUGGCGAUAUCAGUUCAUCAACUGUUGAGCUGUCAUCAUGUACCUCUGGUCAGCAAGAAUCAGAAACUACAGCAGCACCUUGCGAGGACAGCAGUCCUUCACAAAACAAGGUAUCACCUUCACUGCUUCUUGGAGUUGCAAAAAUGGAAGUAGAACCAUUGGGAGUGAUUGACCAUGAAGCGGAAACAUCAAAGGUGUCGGAGCAUGAAGCACACGUGCUGGAGACUGGCCCAUUGGUUGCCAUGGACAUUGCAGAGGACGAGGGGAUUCCAGCUUUAAAUCAGAAUGUCCAGGCCAAUGGCGAUAUCAGUUCAUCAACUGUUGAGCUGUCAUCAGGUGCCUCUGGUCAGCCACAAUCAGAAACUACAGCAGCACCUUGUGAGGAAAGCGUUUCUUCUCAAACUAAGGUAUCAUCACCUUCACUGCCUCUUGAAGUUGCAAAAAUGGAAGUAGAACCAUUGGAGGUGAUUGAGCAUGAAGCUUGCAUGCCCCAGGCAGCCAUGGAUAUUGCAAAGGAGAACAUUCCAGCCAUGGAUACCGCAAAAGAGAACAUCCAGCCUGGUGGUUAUUCGAGUCCACUAAAGGAGAACAUUCUGGCUUCGCAUCAAAAUAUCCAGCCUGAAGAGCAUAUGACUCCUGUAAAGGGAAGCAUCCUGGCCUCACACACAAAUGCGCAGGCUAUUGGGGAGAUGACUCCAAUUACUCUCCUGAGCCAGAAGCUGUCCUCCAUUUCUCUAGGACAAGCUAAUGGGGAGGCGACUCCAUUGACUCAGAAGGCGUCCUCCAUUUCUCAAGGACAAUCUAAUGGGGACGUGACUCCAUUGACCCAGAAGGCGCCCUCCAUUUCUCAAGGACAAUCUAAUGGGGAGGCGAUUCCAUUGACCCUGUUGGCGCAGAAGCUGUCCUCCAUUUCUCUUGGCGAUGCCACCGACUAGGUGUCUUGUUCUGCCAGAGGAACUGAGUUAAUCGUAUGCUGCUGGUUGUUUUAUGAUUACAUCCUUGUUAUCAUAAAGAGUGAAGUUAGUACAAAAGGCUGUCCUACAUUUUCUUUUGUUUCCUUUUAGCUCUUCAAAGAGUGAGAGUGCUACGAGUGUAGUAAAAACGCAGGAUAUGGUUGAGAACUGUGAUAUUCUAUUGUGUCCAAAGCACUUGAUCCUGGUAUGCCAAUUGCAGAUUUGCGAGUAAAAGCGUAUAAAUAUGA
Triticum dicoccoides is the source of this 3471-nucleotide messenger RNA. Its product is annotated as mucin-12-like. The transcript has 8 exons. The record is from RefSeq and is a predicted model, not a curated record. The coding region runs from base 122 to 3205 and encodes 1027 amino acids. NCBI's taxonomy places the organism in Eukaryota, Viridiplantae, Streptophyta, Magnoliopsida, Poales, Poaceae. Gene Ontology annotation, molecular function: microtubule binding.